Molecule: messenger RNA, 1296 nt
Organism: Fusarium redolens
Lineage: Eukaryota; Fungi; Ascomycota; Sordariomycetes; Hypocreales; Nectriaceae
Exons: 2
Coding region: 1-1296 (431 amino acids)
Source: RefSeq, a predicted model, not a curated record
AUGGCUGAAGUUAUUGGCCUUGUAUCAGGUCUUCUUACCUUGGCGACAUUCGCCCAUAAGUCUGUCACCAAGGUUCAAAAAGCCGUGCAAAGCUUUCGAACCCUCCCACGUCAACUCAGGGAACUCCUUUCAGAGUUAGCAGAGCUGAGUACGGUGCUCCAAGACCUCUCUCAAGCACCUGGCGGUGACAUAGAAGUGGACCUUUCGGCCCUCAAAAUAACGCUGGAGCAAUGCAGCCGCUCAUGUGAUGAAUUUGAGCAGGAGCUCAGAGCCUGCAGUUCGCGGUCUGGCCAAGAUCGAGCUAGUUUUCGGGACUGGGCUAAGCUCACGUACCGGGGCGGCGACGGAAUUGAAGGCUUUAGACAACAGCUUAUUGGAUACAAGUCCACCAUCAUCGUCGCUCUCAGUUUUGCGAACCUUCGCACAUCUACCAUCACUGUCGAAGCCAUACAAUCUUGCCGAGGAUUGAUCGAGACAACAACUAUUGAUUUAGAGGCGCACCUUGCAGAUGUAAAGCAGAAGCUCGAUGCUCUCGCUUGCCGGGCCAUUGCCAGUCCUGAACCAGACGAAGCGACGAUUAGAUACAUAGAAAACGAGCGCAUCAGUACCGAAAAGGGCCUUCAGUUUUGCCUGCAGCUUUCUCAGCAUAUUGAUCAGAUUCAGCUUCAAUUUGCCGCAGAAGAAGGGCACACCCCCAGCCUUCUGGGCCCGCACCCAACUUCGAAUAUGCUUGUCAACGAAGGACUUGGUGGCUGUAAGGAUUACAUUGGAUUUGCACUCGAGCGAUUGAGGAGACAUCGCCAGAAAGUGAUUGAGCGAAUAGGUGCUGGCUCGCCAACCACCGUAUCACCAGAUGAUAAAAUAUUACUUGAUAACCUGAACGACGAAGCCGAGGCCCUACGUCAUUCCCUGAACCUUUGCUCAAACAUCGACACCUACCUUGAGGAGAAGAUCAGUAACAUUGAGAACCAUGCUGAGGGUGAUGAUACUAUUCAGUUCAUGGUCUCGACAGAUGGCAAGCCACUUAAUGGAAAGAACCACGGCGUCGGCUCGAGACUCAAGCAAGCAGGAGGGCAUUUUAAAGAACAAUCUCUUCAGCAGAUCUCCCAAGACUUCACCACAAUCAGCUUGCAUCAAACAGGAGGCAAGAAGCCAUCUAGAAAUGCUUCUUCGUCAGCAGCCCAAUCAGAAACCACGACGGAACCUCUAGGCACGCCAUUCAACGGAAGAGGCUUCACUCUUACACCGAAACCUGAAGUUAGAUCGACUCCAUCUUCUCGCUCUACGACAGCCUGA